AUGGAAUCGUCAGAGUUGUUAGAAAUUAAGGAGUUGCAAAGGCAAGAGCUGAGGCGUGUACUUCAGGAGUGCCAUGGGCCGAAGGACCUUAUUCUUGAUCCAGACAUUAUUCCUAUCCUUGAUAGAAUCGCCGGAAUGGCAUUCCUGCGCGAAAACGGCGUCCAAUCCGUACAUCGGAUAGAUCCCAAGAAGCUCGAGAUACCAUCAGAGAUCGACAAGCAUCUCUAUCUCAUGAGAAAUUCUCUUAAAAACGUGAAAACUGUUUGUGCGCAGAUAGCUCACGAUGUUCGCGUGAGACAGGCGAAGGGAACAUACCCGAGAAAACGGCAUUUGGUUUUUAUUCCUCGUCGGACGCCGGUUAUUGAAUUUACUCUGGAGCAGUAUGGAAACGGAGAUUAUACCUCCCUUCAUUGUGUUGCUCGCAGUAUAAACAAGCUCAUCGCUCAAUUCGGCCAUCCGACGAAUAUUUAUGGACAGGGUUCCGCCGCGAAAAUUGUCGAUAAGCUCGUGCAGAAUAUGUCUAAUAGAGAACCGCCUAAAACAAAACCGCUUAUUGGCAAUUUCAUUCUCAUCGACAGAAACGUUGACUUUAUUACCCCUCUAUGCACCCAACAAACUUAUACUGGUAUUCUUGAUGAUUGGUUCAACUCAGAAUGCGGCAAAAUUACGUUCCCUGGCGAAGUCGGGAUCAACGAAGAUGUCACAAAGCCGUUCAAGUAUAUUCUAAACUCGGAUGAUAAAAUAUUCAAAUUUGUCCGCGACGAGCAUAUUCAAGUAACAACUCAAAAGCUCCGCACCAAAUUGAAUGAAAUCAACUCAACAAAUGAAACACAACUUGAAAAGCUCGAUGCUAAAAAUAUGAAGACGUUCGUCAAAGCUAUUCCACAGCAUAAGCAGGACCAGAAAAACAUCAGAAUCCAUUGGAUGGCGUGUGAAUAUAUUUUCAAAAUGCUGGAUACUGAAAACUCGAAUCAUUUUCCAGAUACACUCGGAGAAUACAUAAAAGAAUGCAUCUGCCGCCGCUACAGCCCCAACGUAACCCUUCGUCUUCUCUGCCUGCUAUCCUCAACUUACUCCGGCAUUCCAACUACUCAGUACAAAGAAUUAAAACGGCUCUACGCCCAUACUUAUGGCUAUGAUCACAUUCUCACUUGGUUCAAUUUGCAGAGAGCUGGUUUGCUACUUGAAGACUCGGCGGGUCAGAACUAUGCCCAGAACGCGAUUGCAUCAACGGCUCUUGCCUUUAUCAACAAGCGGGAUAUGUUCAAGCAACUUCGCAAACGCCUUCACCUCAUCCCCAGCGACCGCGAAGAUUUAAAAUUCCCUCGAACAAUGGGCUACGUCUUCGGCGGUUGUUACAUUCCAUUGAGUUGUAAACUUGUUGAAUUGGCGCUGACAAAGGUCGACUUAGGCAAUGAAGAUCUUCAGAAGCAUAUUACUGGCGAGUAUUUUUGCAGAGUAAAGGGAGGUAGUGUCAAACAGACGGCCAGAAAAACAGGGCCAGAUGAUAGAUCGUCUUCGCCUGAGCACGUUGCCUUGGUUUAUUUUAUCGGAGGAAUCACUUAUUCUGAAAUUUCUGCCUUGCGUUUCUGGGCGCAAAAGAACCGCUUCAAACUCAUCUUUGCCGCAACUGCAAUAAUCAACGGCGACCGGAUGAUGAAUGCCUUUCUUCCUAACGAUUAA
This is a messenger RNA of Oikopleura dioica, 1683 nucleotides long. The record is from the annotation of a GenBank genome assembly. Lineage: Eukaryota; Metazoa; Chordata; Appendicularia; Copelata; Oikopleuridae.